Molecule: messenger RNA, 4380 nt
Organism: Zophobas morio
Lineage: Eukaryota; Metazoa; Arthropoda; Insecta; Coleoptera; Tenebrionidae
Exons: 25
Coding region: 73-4380 (1435 amino acids)
Molecular function (GO): protein binding
Source: RefSeq, a predicted model, not a curated record
CACAUUUAAGAAAAAUUUUUAUAGGUCUAAUUAAACGUGCUACUGUUAGAUGAAUUAUUCGUAUUCGCUAGAAUGUUACGAAAGUUAAAUGUUAUUAAAAUAAUAAUUAGUCUUCUUCUCAUAGCGUCUUUUAAAUACUCUCAUUGUAAAGAUGUUUUUUUUGUCGUGAACAAGUACCUAGGGUCUCAGUUUUAUUGUAUAACAAACAGUUCGCGUGCCUUAAGUUGGAUAAUUGAAGACACAUCAAGCAUAGAUUUAGAGCAAGGAUCAAGAUUUCUGCCAGACGCAAAAACACUCUGGAAAGUGGACUGCAAUGAAAUCCGAAAGUAUGGCUGGCAGUGUCGUCAGUCAGUUGCGGACGAAAUUAUUACCGAUCGACGUUGGGAAAACUUACAAAUUGACAAAACAGACUAUGUAGCUGUUUCCUCUAAAAGCGAAUUACAAUUUUCAAAGAUCCUGGAGACAGAAAGUGCAAAUUUUGACGUGCCGCUAUCCAUCCGUACGAACCAGGAAGCUCAUGUAUUUUUGUGUGAUGGCGAAACCGUAAGGUCAAACUGUUACUGGUUUAUAUUACAAGGAUUUAGUAGAGCAAAAUCUGUACUGAGAAAAUGUCCUAAUAAUACAAUACCUACACAAAAUAAUGUCUUGGUGAAGAGUCCCUGCGAUACCAAUAAAGUUUCAAAAAAACACGAAUCAGAGUCUUCUAAAUUUCUAACAAAUACCACAUGGCAACACUUUAUGUUGACAAAAAAUAAUAAUAAAAUUAGUCUCAGUAAACAAGACGGUCAGGAAAUAAUAUCAUAUACCGACAACGAAAAGACAUACAAGAUAAGGAAUAUUUUAAUACACAGUAAAAGAACUGUAGGUCUUUGGAAGAUUCAUACAGAUAAAUACUUUACAAUAAAUCAAAUAAAAAGAAUAGAUUUUAAACGGAACUUGUACCCAGUGAACGGUAAAAUUUGUAUUACUACUUUCGUGAGAAUGUGUAAAACCUGCAAAAUAAAAUUUGUGAUUACAAAUGGAGACAAUGAUAAACAAGUUUUAGGAGAACAAACUUACCAAAAGAUGUCCAAAUGGACCGAAAUUACGUUUUUUAAACGAGCAACUGAAGCCAAGAACGUUAAAUUUGCAAUUAUUACUAUGGACGAAAUUAUUUCGCAUUCUUACUGGGACAUACAAGAAAUACAACAAUGUGGAGAAAAUGGUUUAAGAAUGAUUCAGUUAGGUUGGAUAGCAAAUUGUCAACUUCUAAUUUCCGAUAAUAAAGUCAUUUCUUUGGAUAACACCGUAGCACCAUCUUAUCCAGACAAGUACGCCGAAUGUGCCGAAGAUACCAUUAGUACACACUGUAUACCAUGUAAUUUAUUUCUAAAUGAAAAUUGUGGACAGUUAAAAGUAUGCGAAAACAGUCAAAACGGGUUGCUUUGUUCAUGCUCUGCUGGCUAUAAAACCAACUAUCAGAAGAUAAACUGCCAAACAAUUUGUGAUUCAGGAACUUACGGACAUCAUUGUAGUAAAACGUGUUAUACGAAUUGUGUGGACUGCAACCCCGUUAAUGGAACGUGUAACGCUUGCAGUAAUUCUUAUAAGGGUCUUAAGUGUGAAAAGGCGUCAACGCCAUUUUUUAAAAAUCCUCCUAAAAUAAAAACUAUUGGAUACACGAAAGCCGAAAUUUUUGUAGAUAAUUUUGAGUUAGAAGAUCCAUCAUACAAUGCUGGCACUCAGUACAAAUACACUAUCCAAUACAAGGAAACAAAUUCUAUAAAAUGGACCCUUCAUGCCGAUACCAAUUACGCAGGAAAUUCAUACACUUUUAAAAUCGAAAAUUUAAAACCUGGCGUAGGGUAUUACGUUAGAUCCAUUAUAAGAACAUACGAAGCAGAUUACAGCGACAACAUUCCUAAGACUGAUUUUGUUACAAAGUGUGACGUGAUAAAGAGCGAAGAUCUUGAAGUAGAUGCUACCAAUACCACAGCUUUUUUAACCGUGAAAAAUGACAAGCAAUCUAAAAUUUGCAAAUUGAAAAGUUCUGAAACAAAAAUUGAUAUAGAGCCUAAUAUAUCGACAUUUUCUUAUCAAUUGGAGGACAUGACUUUAGAUAUCAAUGGUUUAAGCCCUUUUGAGAACUUUACUUUGACAAUACAAAACAAAAACACAGUUGUGAAUAUACUAUUUCGCACAAGAGAAGGAGUACCAGACAAAGUAACGAAUGUGAUUGCAAAAGCCACUUCAGAUUCCAAAAUUGUUGUAAGUUGGAACACUCCACUUAAACUGUAUGGAAAAUUUCAGGAUUUUGUUGUCUCAUAUAAGAUAAUGAAAUAUCUUGCUUGUGAUGCCGCUCCAACUCACUUCGAAGAACUUACAAAAAUUUCGACAGAUCAAUCGCUAACUUUAUCUAACUUAAAUCCGUACACACUAUAUUCCAUUUCUGUUAAAGCCAGAAAUACAAAAUUAUCGGGACUAGAAGAAAAGGUAGAACAAAAUACCCCGCAGUCAGACACAAUCCGUGAUCAGGAAAUACCAGAAGUAUCUUUAAAAAAGCAAAAUAGCUGCUCCGUUGAAAUCCAGUUUUCGAGCGUACCCUGUAGCAACCUCAGGGGCCCACUAGGAGUUGUAGCAACUGCAAUAUGUUUAACGGACCGGUGUAAAGACCAAAAUGUAUCGAAUUCCUUCAUAUACCUCCUACAUAAAACGUUCACAUUAAGUGGUCUUGCCCCGUUCACAAAUUAUCAGCUAAAACUUGAAUUCCACAGAAAGGCUUCCAGUAAAAUUGUUACAUUUGGUAGGUUUAAAACUAAAACUGAAGCUCCUAAUGCUGUUGAGAAUGUGUCGGUUUAUUCAAAAAAUACACACUCGAUUUCUGUCCGAUGGCGGCCACCGAGUCCUCCGACUGGAAUUGUAAAUUUGUAUCAAAUAAAAUUGCUUGAGGAAGACAGAAUUAUUAAUGUCACAGACUCGCCUUGUUUUUUGUGGCCCGAGUUCCAGUGCUACACUUUCGAAAAAUUGCUAGAAAAUAUGAAUUACUCUGUUCAAUUGAGGGCGAAAAACGAGGAACCGGACAACUUCGGACAAUAUUCACUUGUUAAGAACAUAACGAAAAUUGAACCGUCAGAGAAACCUCUUGAUGUUAUAGUGAAGUGGACUCUAGAAAACUAUCUUAACAUAAGCUGGAAACAUCCAAUUGUAGCUAACGGAGAUAUUAAAAAUUUUAAGAUAAGAAUAUUGCAUGAAUUUUCCAAAAACGAACCAAUUGAUAAAUUUUUGGACGUUACAAACAAUCAUAAAUCUGCGUACCAAAUGAUUGUAAAAGCGCCAAAUAUUCUAAGCUCGACGCAAUAUACAAUACUGGUUAACGCUUACAACGGUUUAAAUGGAAAAGAAGCGUCCGUCACAGACAUGAGUCCUCCUGAAAUUCCCUUGCUUGAAAUAGAUCCGACCAUUGUUAACGUUUCAAGUAACACAAUCACACUUCAAAUCGAGAAAUGCAAAAAUUUUAAUUAUGCGGACACUUACAAGCUAUUUUUGUUAGUGUCAGACGGCAGUCCACGCUCUGAUGAUAAUUAUCCACCAGAGUUACAAAAAUUCGAGAGGAAUUUCGGCAUAAGUCUUUCUCUAUUUCAAGUGGCACUUGAAUGCGACAGUUUCACCACAGCAAAACGAUUUGUAAUAGGACAAAGCAGCGAUGUAAAUUGUAAACAGAAUUCAAAUAUUUCUUUAACAGCUGAAACCUCUUACAACGUGACAGUCAUGCUAGUGAGCACGUAUCAAAAUAAAAGUAGUUACAAAUUAUACACCAAAAGCGCACUCACGUCCGGUGAACCUCCAAACACCUCCUGGGAUUUAAGGUUUCUAGUUUUGUUGUUGUUGCUACUGAUUGUACUAGUCCCCGUUAUCUAUACAUAUCGUCUUUACAAAAAGGAAAUACCUGCCAGUUCAGGGCACGGUGUCGGCAAUUGCAAACUAACAUCCUCAAUGGAAAGUCGUCUAGAUGUUGUGGAUUUAAAUAAUUUGCAGUCUAAACCAAUUCCAAACAGAAAAUUCAACAAUUACGUUAAAAAUAACUUAGAAAAUAAAAACCUGGCAGCACAACAUAAUGCAAUCUUACAAAAUACGGCUGCAGAAUAUGAAGAAAUUGGUGAAAAAACGUAUUCAAAGCGCAUCGACUUGCACUUUACUAGCGGUCAUCGCAUUCCUGAAGUUUAUGCAAUUUGUGAUGUACCCAAGGAUUUUGAUAGCUUUUGGAAGUUGGUCUGGAACGAAAACAUUGAACACAUAGUUUUGUUAGAUGAUGUUCAUUGGCAUCAAGUUUGUCUCAACUUAGACAUCAAACACAUCUUAGUACAAUGUAUUCACGAAGAAAUUUUCUCAGAUCACGAAUAG